CCUCCGCCACCUGUCAACCUUAAUCAGGCCGGUAUCUGGUGAAGAGCUUCACUCCUCGCUUACUGCCCUGGGUUUCUCGACUUCCACAACUCCAGGGACUUGCCAUGGCCGCUGUGCACAUGGUCGGGGAUGCGACGCUGCCUGCCUUUGGGAGGCAGCCACAGGCAUCAACGGAGACGGAGAACAUCCUUCAGGCGUCGGUUUCGGACUCAGCCCCCAGGACAUCCGGAAGCAUCCCAGUGCCCCUUCUCGAGCUUCCUCCUGAACUUGUCCAGGAGAUUCUAUCUUAUCUCUCGGCACAAGAUCUCGCGCGUCUGUCCGCCGCCUGUCGCGACCUCGCUGAACAUGCGGCGAACGAACUUUUGUGGGCCAAUAUAAUCAACUCCUACCUACCGGAGGCAAUCCACGAUCCCGGGGUCUUUGACUCGUUCCGCAGCCUCUAUGUUGCCCAUCACCCUUGCUGGUUUAUCCCGCGCCAGAAAGUUUGGUUUUCGGACUUGGAGCAUACGGGCAACUUGAUUCUGGCUCGGUACGACCACCGACGGGGAGUCAUUGAAGCCUACCGAAUCAUCGCGGAACGGCGUUCCCACCAAUUUCAAGUUUGGGACUGUAACCCAGACGUCAUCAUCCAGACCUUCAACCCUAAGGUCAGUCUUUGGCUAGAUGAUCCAAUCCUUCUUUUGAAGAAUCCCCGAGAGGGACAACCACAAUAUCUCCGUGGCGAGACACGCAUGCCUUUGCCUCUUGAGAUACAGCAUGUCUUCAACGCCUUUUCCCUCUGCUCCACCCAGCUACCUCCAGAUCUCGACCCGUCCAAACAAUGGCCUCCCAAGACCAUUCCAAGCAAUCACCGCGUUUAUCGGGACGUAGAGUUUCAGCUGCAGGAGGAGGAACGCUGGCCUCGAUACGUGGAAAAUAUGUCUGAACAUGCAUUUCGAAUCAGGAGAUGGGCUCACUUUCGAAUGGGGAUGCCAACCUUCACCGCUGGUCGGAACGAGACACUUUCAACCUUUGCAACACUCGACCCCAAAUUGUAUACCCCUACGAAGAUGAAGCCAUAUCAAGGAAUCUGGAUCGGCGACUACUCGGCGCAUGGAUGCGAGUUUUUGCUUUUCCUCCAACGCGGUCCAAAGGACGAGCACGUGAAACCCACAGAGACUAGCGAGCCCGCCGAGGAAAUUACCCCCCAGUACAGCUUGGAGGCAGUCAAACUCACCGGAGAUCCUAAUGUUCCCCGUGGCGAAAUAUCGUUUGCAGCUGAUGAUACGGGCCCAGGGGGGCUUGUUCGCAUUUCUGAUGAGGCACUCUUCCAAGGAGCACCGAUAGUACGCAGCAGAGGUCAUGUAGCGGGCCUUGGAUUUCGAGAUGAUACGUUCAUUCCCUCCCAGCUUAUCCUAAUCUCGACGGACUGUGUGGCUCACUAUUGGGAAGCUAUGGGCCAUAUCUCUUACUACCGUCGUCUUGACCUCGACGCACUGCUCCGGACUUGACCACCGGUAUCUUACGAGAGUUACGAAUUAACGAGUCAUGACACCUACUCCCUCGCUCAAUGAUGGAUAUGUAUUCGGACCUUUCGCGGGCGAUUCUGUUAAUUAAGUGCAGAAAUUCUGCAUUGUGGCGAUUGGACGUGUGGCGAGGACUUGGUGCACCUGCGUCAGGCUUUAAUAGACCGUUAUGGGUCAAAUUCCACGAGCCCCCUGUGAUAGGGUUCCACUGUGGACACACUCGUGAUUUGGGUCAACCUUGGGGUUUUCAGGCAGCACCAGUCUAACGCUAUAUGAUUACAGAAUCGAGAAUGAAUUGGAGUCAUGGUGCUGAAAGAAUAAUAUAGUUUCGUACCUAGCCACUGACCUGCAAGGGGUGACUGUACGGGCGGAGACAAUCAGCAAUCCAGAAACAGCCUUAAUGGGUAAUUCGGCCGCAAGGGCCGCUGUUACUAGCUAAACAACGGAAAAAAGAGACGACAGUUGAGUUUUCCAUCAACA
Messenger RNA from Aspergillus heteromorphus CBS 117.55, 1985 nucleotides. RefSeq names its product F-box protein. The transcript is spliced from 2 exons. The record is from RefSeq and is a predicted model, not a curated record. Lineage: Eukaryota; Fungi; Ascomycota; Eurotiomycetes; Eurotiales; Aspergillaceae. Gene Ontology annotation, molecular function: protein binding. Bases 105 to 1490 code for a protein of 461 amino acids.